AUGUCUCCUUCACAUUCCUCAUCACCAUCAUUUAAUACUUCUCCUUCUGUACCACCUCCUCCUUUAGUUCUUCCAAAAUCUUUUAAAGCUGCUCAAUCAUACCCUAGAUGGGUAACAAUAACGAAAGCUGAGCUUGAAGCUCUAGAAUUGAACAAUACAUGGAUCAUCACUGACUUGCCACUUGGAAAGAAGGCUAUUGCUACCAAGUGGGUAUACAAAAUCAAGUAUAAGGCUGAUGGGACUGUAGAUAGAUUCAAAGCAAGACUUUUGGCAAUAGGAUACAAUCAAGUGGCUGGAAUUGAUUACAUUGAGAGCUUUUCUCCAGUUGCAAAACUUGUGACUAUUAGAGUGUUCUUAUCUGUGGCAACUGCCUUCACUUGGCCAAUCCACCAAUUGAUAUCAAUAAUGUAUUUCUUCAUGAAAUCAAAGAAGCAAACCACAGUUAGUCGUUCAUUUGUUGAAGUAGAACACCGAAACAUGGCCACUAUGCGAAGAAAGAAGAGAACCAGCUAUGCGCACCGUUUCAUUAAGAUAGUUUUGAUAGCGAAGAAAGAAGAGAACCAGUUAUGCACACCGUUUCAUUAA
Molecule: messenger RNA, 585 nt
Organism: Manihot esculenta (cassava)
Lineage: Eukaryota; Viridiplantae; Streptophyta; Magnoliopsida; Malpighiales; Euphorbiaceae
Exons: 4
Coding region: 1-585 (194 amino acids)
Source: RefSeq, a predicted model, not a curated record